AUGGCUGCGAAAGUUGGAAACAUUCUGUGUCGUUCUUUAUUUCGAUCUACUACAACCAAAACAGUUGAUAUACUCACGAAAGUAGGUGCGAAAAAUAUACCAAGAUGUAUUUCAACAGUUGGACCAAAACUUUGCACUUCAAAACCUAAAGCAAACAAGGAAAAGGUUACGAUAAACUUCAUUGAUGCAGAUGGUACCAAAAUGUCUACGAAAGCCACAGUUGGUGAUAACCUACUAGAUGUUGUCAUAGAAAAUGAUAUAGAUAUUGAUGGAUUUGGUGCUUGUGAAGGGACCUUGGCUUGCUCAACAUGUCAUCUAAUAUUUGAUCAAAAAGAUUACGACAAACUCCCCGAGGAACCGACAGAUGAAGAACUUGAUAUGUUAGAUUUAGCUUAUGGUUUAACUGAUACAUCUAGACUAGGUUGUCAGGUUUGUGUAUCAAAGGACAUGGAAGGACUAGUAGUGACAGUGCCAGGAGGUAUAGCUGAUGCUAGAGAUCCCAAUGAAUGA
This is a messenger RNA of Owenia fusiformis, 510 nucleotides long. The record is from the annotation of a GenBank genome assembly. Lineage: Eukaryota; Metazoa; Annelida; Polychaeta; Sabellida; Oweniidae.